CCAAAGCAGGCGUGGCUCAGGUUUUGCAGGAUCCGCCUCCACUUGCAGGGAAAUAACAUUCCCGCUCGUGCGGCUCCGGUUGUCCGGCUUAAAGCAAAGUCCCCAUGGCCGAGGAGGUCUUCCAGAAGGCCCGAGGCAGGACCUUGAGCGUUUUCCGCGAAGACGUGGAGAAGGAAUGGAAGGCCCCUUUCUACUUCAUCCAGGGAGCGGACCCUCAGUUCGGGCUGAUGAAGGCCUACGCCAUCGGCGACUGUGACAGCGGAGGGGACGAAUGGGACCAAGAGCUGAAGCUCACGCAGCAAGCAGUACAGGCCGUCAACCAGCUGGAUCCGAAGCCUAAGUUCUUUGUGAUCUGUGGAGAUCUCGUGCAUGGCAUGCCAGGGACUCCUUGGCGAGAGGCGCAGACCCGUGACUUGAAAAACGUUCUGAAAGGCCUCCGUCGCGACGUCCCGGCGGUGUUUGUCAGCGGUAACCACGACCUCGGGAACGUGCCGACUCCGGAAACUAUUGACGAUUAUUGCCGACAGUGGGGAGACGAUUACUUUGCCUUCUGGGUGGGGGGAGUUUUCUUCCUUGUCUUGAAUUCUCAGCUCUACUUCGACCACUCGAAAUGCCCGGAACAGAAGAAGGCUCAGGAUGCAUGGCUGGCCGAGCAGCUCGCCCUGGCAGGGAAGAGAGCGUGCAAGCACGCCGUGGUGUUCCAGCACAUCCCCUUGUUCCUCAAGUCGCCUGACGAAGAACAGGAUUACUUCAACCUGGAGAAGUCGGUCCGACAGGAGUUGUUGGACAGGUUCCGCCAAGCAGGCAUUAAGGCCGUGUUUUCUGGGCAUUACCACCGAAAUGCUGGAGGGUCCUACAAAGAUCUCGAGAUGGUUGUUUCGUCUGCUAUAGGAUGCCAGCUGGGAGAAGACACCCACGGUCUCAGAGUGGUGGUGGUGACUGCUGAAAAGAUUGUCCACAGAUACUACAGUUUAGACAAACUGAGCAGUCAAGGGAUCGAGAAAGAUCUGAUGGAUCUAAUGAAGCACAAUUAGUCCCUUUCUUCCUGUGCCAAAACAAAUUUGACCAGUCCAGACAGGGUAAUUCAGCUGUAUAGUUCCACUCUGUUCCACCCUACUGUUUAAUACCUUAGGAACUAACUAACCAGUAAGCAUCUAUCCCCCUAAACACUAGUGUAGAAGGUUGAGAAAAGAGAGUUCAGUUUCACUUCUGUGGUGUAUGUAAAUCUUGAGUUGUACAAUAAAAGUAACGGCAGUGCUA
Molecule: messenger RNA, 1260 nt
Organism: Sphaerodactylus townsendi
Lineage: Eukaryota; Metazoa; Chordata; Lepidosauria; Squamata; Sphaerodactylidae
Gene: CPPED1
Product: calcineurin like phosphoesterase domain containing 1
Exons: 4
Coding region: 105-1034 (309 amino acids)
Molecular function (GO): hydrolase activity
Source: RefSeq, a predicted model, not a curated record